Neospora caninum is the source of this 4074-nucleotide messenger RNA. RefSeq names its product Proteophosphoglycan ppg1, related. The transcript is spliced from 2 exons. The record is from RefSeq and is a predicted model, not a curated record. The coding region runs from base 1 to 4074 and encodes 1357 amino acids. NCBI's taxonomy places the organism in Eukaryota, Apicomplexa, Conoidasida, Eucoccidiorida, Sarcocystidae.
AUGGAGCUUUCUCCUCUCCUGCUUCAGGGCUCCAGAACGGGGUCCGGGGGGCUCCUCGUUCAACAGAAACCCGCGCAUGCCUUUUCGCGGUCUUCGCGUUCCGCGCGGGUUGUCUUCGUGCUCGGCUUCCUGGCAUGGGUCGCCGUUGUCCGCUCGGGUUCGUCUGAGGCUGUAGCUUUAUCUGUCCGGACUCCUGACGCAGGCGCAGGACCGAACGCCGUUCCCCCCGCAGACCGGGUCGACGGCGAUUCCGAGGCAAGCGGCCUAGAAGCCGAAUUCGCGCAGGCUGCCGGUGGCGACGAUGCUCCGCAUGGCAAUAUCUCCGCUGACCUCAGUCGGCGAUACAGAGAGCGUAGCCGUCUUCAGGCGACAAGGGAAACGACGGCCAACGGAGAUCUUCCGGACACCCCCCAGUCAGAUGAAGCCAUGCCUCCCUCGAGCGAAUCAGGCAAGGACGCAUCCGAGAACGUUCCUGGAGGCGACGAAGAUGAGCCCGGUGAGCCGGCAACAAAACGCGACCUUAAUCCGGAAACAGUAUCGCCGAGUGAACUGCCCUCCACAGACUCCCUCGUCACUUCCACAAAUGCACAAGGGCCCGACAGAUCGCCAGCAGAGGGAACUCCAGAGAACUCGCACCAGGGGCUAACAUCCUCUGGACACGCCGCUGAAGCCAGAGAAACAGAUAACACUCGCCCCGCGCAGCUGGGGGGGGCGGAGAACUCCACGGAGGCAACGGGGCCUCCAGAAACAGUGGAUGCACCCGGCUCUCCGUUGUCGACAGGCGACACUAGCAGCAUGAAUCCGAACACUGAAAGCGAAGAAAGUGCACAUGUUCCCCUGCGCGCGUCUUCGCCCGAGACACCAGAUUCCGUCGGCACGCAUAUCGGUGGCGGGGUCUCACAGAACUCGACAGAGAUGUCGCUGACCCGACGGUCUGGCAUGCAUGCUUUUCCAGAAAGCUCAGUCGCGACCGGCAGUGCUGGUGGCGCCGAGCAGAACCAAGGAAACUCUACGGGUAACGGCGGUACAGCUGCAGCGUCAUCGCCUGAGGGAGGAGCGUUUUGGAGUGAAUCUGAGUCAGUGAAUGAGCAAGUCGAGCGGGAACCAGAUUCCCAGUUCCCUAGCUCUGGCCCCGCUUCUUUGGAUUGGGACGCGAAGGGAGAAGAUACGCGACACAGUGGCGAGAGAAGGAUCGGCGCGGAGGACGCGCUGGAACCUGGGGAAGAAGACCUCACCGUGACCUCGUUGGAGACAGAGCAGCCCUUCUCUAGCAUGGAUGAGGGAAAGGGAACAGACGAGGACGAACCCGACGCACCUUCAUCGCCGGCACAUGUGGUUGCGGAGGUUGGCAAUACGGAGGCAAGUGGCCAUCAGCUUUUCGCGACAGAUCCGGGUCACCUCCAGUAUCCUGUGACGACAGACGAGGAGAGGACUGGCGCCGCGGAGCCUGUAUUCAGCCUGUCAAAGAGUGACGAUGCACCGGGGCAGAGAGAAGAACCGAGCACGAAUGCAACUGAAGAAGUGAGGGAAGCACACAUUCCGCAGAUCCAGCCUGAGACCCAGGCCGUCGCACCCUCCUCGUCUUCCGACGCAGCUCAGCCACGUGCCGCUGUAGAUCCUGAACGCUCCGACGCUCCGUCUGGUGAAGUAAAUGAAACGGCGGCGGAAACGCCAUCACACCCUGAGUCGGGAACUCCGGCUGACUCACCGCUUUCGGGUCCCCUCGAAGAUCUGUCUGGUCCGGCGGAGCGGCACCCGGCACAGCUAGCGGCGUCAGCUGGCGACCCAGAGCUACUGGCGCCUGCAAAGGAAUCGGAGAGAGAAGUGCACGGGCACGCAGAACUCGAUAGGCAGGCCGUCGCAGUGGGCGUAGACGACGAGAACGACGAACAAAGCCUCCAUCAUGGUGGGGCAACUGAAGACACAGACGACCGUUCGUCUCUGUGGUUCGCCUAUGGUGACCAACGGCGCCCUUCUCCCCCAGACGGCGAGUACUGGAGUGUGAACGGCGUCAGCGAGUCCGAGCCCGCGCAGGAAGAAGACACACUCUUCAUGUUCCGUCCAGCGCAUCAGCGACUUGACGUGCCACAGUCUGAAGGCGUCGGCUCUUUCGAAACACACAAACGCGAUGCAGGAUGGCCCCAGGGGCCACACGCAUCUCAGUUCCCGGCGAAGGAGUCCCCUCCGCCACUUCACACUCGCCGUCCUGCAUCGUUCAGUUUCUUUGGUCGGCCCAGUCCGUCCUCUCGGACAAAGCAGCACGAGACGCCGUACUACAUGGGUCAUCAAUCGGACGAGAAGGCGUCUGAACCUGCCUACGCACCGUCGCCGAUCGUCAAUGCCUACGGCAGGUUCGGAGGGAGGCCCCUUGAGGAAAGGAAUGUGCUUGUCCCCGCCCUCGCCGACGGCGACGAAAAUGUGUUGGUCGGUCUGCAGUCAGCGCGGGGUGCGCGAGAGCCCGAGAACACAGCUCGCGGCGGCGAUGCAGACCACGGAGACGCCGAGGUCUCAUCCCCUCGGCGACGGGCAGAGCCUGAUGCAGACGAAAACGAAGAAACGACAGGGUCGGACAACUCUGCAGAGUCGCAGCCCGAGUCUGGGCCUCAUCUUUCUCCUUCGGCUGACCUCUCAACUUCCACAAGUUCCAGUCCUUCCCUCCCCGGCGCCUCGGCUGAGGAGCACGGCGUGCCUUCGGUCGGUGGAGCCGCUUUCGCGCCUGUUUCUGCGGGUGACGAACCCGAGGCCUUCACCUCCGGGGAUGCGGAGUCGCAAGAGAUGGCGCAGGCUGGGGCUGCCACAGAGGCCCAGGCGUCUGCCGAAGGGGAGCAAGCCGCGCCGUCUCCCUCCGCCGCCAGCGCUUCAUCCGCCACUGACCAAGGCAAGCUCACCGCCAGGGCCGGGUCAGUCUCCGACCCUCGUGAAGGGCGGUGUUCGCGGGAAGAACUGGACGCGCUUACCGAGUACUUUUCUGGGCAGUCCGACACCUGCAGUGCGUAUCGCUGCAUCGAGGCGCAAGGUUUAGAGUUCCGCGAACGCCUGAAGGAGCACUACGGCUCGGUGUUCAGCGAGGGACAACUCGACGAACUGGCGGGGCUCUUCGCGGCCUGCUACUGCCGGUGUCCCAUGAUGAAAUGCGAAGUCGAUUAUGUCAUGGACACGGGCUCAACUUCCUGCAAAGAAGCCACAGUCGAGUACUGCGAACAGUCGAACGAAAAAUUCGUCGACCGGUGCACGUCCGCCGCGGAGCAGUUACCGCUCGUCUACGACCUUCAUGCCGACACUGGGGGCUUCAAGCAGCCUUGCAGGGUCUGCAGGCGUGAGGAUCUUCCCCAGUCGGGAGUUGGGUCUGUCGCGCAUCCUUCGCCGUCGGCGCCUUCUGGUGGACACGCUUCCAUUUCUUCAGACGAGCAAAGCGCCCUUCACAGUGGAAGUCCCUCGGACGUUGACGGACCACCCUUUCCGUCAGACGGACGCGAGACGGGCGGCGAAACUGGGAGGUCUGGCGCGGCUUUGGGGCACGCUUCCGGGCAUCCUGCCCCGUCGGCUGAAGACGUUGAAAGUGGGAGAAAUGAGGUGCAUGGAGAACAGCAGACAGGCGCGAUUGGCGCUGGCAGUCCUGCCGGCUGGGGAGACUUAUUCUCACCAGAACCGCCCACAUCUCACUCAGGUAGUUCCCCGCCGGCGUUCAACGGGGACGAGGACAAGGAAGAGGGUGAUGCAGGAGCUGCGCCAGAGGUGUCGACGAUGCCCUCGUCACAGGCCGGCGCGGGAGGCGCGUCUGAAGAUCCGUCUCCUCUUUUAGGUGGAGACACCGUCGCUGGCGACACGCUGCACGGACCGGGCGAGGUUCUCUCGCCUUCUGGGCCCAAUCAAGGGUCUCCGUCUUCUAUCACCACAGUGCGUCCAACAACGACGGGAAAUACUUCAAGUGGCAGCACGCCCACGGAAGAGGGGGGAGAGGCUGGGAGUGAAGCGGUCGAGGUGAUGAACCAGGGAGGGGCGGUUGGCCCGGCCUCAGGCAUUCUGCUGGCUUUGGUAGGCAGCCUGCUGGGGAUUGUCACUCUUGUGGCGUGA